AUGAGCAGAGGCAGUAGCGACGAUGGAGGUGGCGGCGGUGGCGACACGGACGCCGGCAGGAGCGACGACGAGCGUUCGUUGUCAAGUGACAGUAGUGGCGGUGGCGGCGGCGUCGUCGUCGUCGGAGACGGUUGCCGGAGCCGGAGCAACAGCGCCAACAGCAACAACAACAACGGGAAAAAAGACACGAUUGCGGCUGUCGACGAGGUCGGUGGCGUCAUCGGCGCGGGUUUGAACAACAGUUUCAACUUUUUCGAGCUACCGGCCAACGCGGCCGCCAUGCCGUACAACUUGGAGUUGCGGAACGCUGGCGCGAGUGGAGUGUGGACCAAGACCCAGCUCCCCAAAGGUGUCAAGUACGGACCUUUCCUGGGCAAAUGGGGCCCGAAGCCGGUGGACUCGCGGUUCGCCUGGGAGGUGAGUGACGUGCAAACUACAUAA
Molecule: messenger RNA, 441 nt
Organism: Macrosiphum euphorbiae (potato aphid)
Lineage: Eukaryota; Metazoa; Arthropoda; Insecta; Hemiptera; Aphididae
Source: the annotation of a GenBank genome assembly